Aspergillus wentii DTO 134E9 is the source of this 600-nucleotide messenger RNA. RefSeq names its product H(+)-transporting V1 sector ATPase subunit F. Gene Ontology annotation, molecular function: proton-transporting ATPase activity, rotational mechanism. Gene Ontology annotation, biological process: proton transmembrane transport. The record is from RefSeq and is a predicted model, not a curated record. The transcript is spliced from 5 exons. Lineage: Eukaryota; Fungi; Ascomycota; Eurotiomycetes; Eurotiales; Aspergillaceae. The coding region runs from base 80 to 445 and encodes 121 amino acids. Gene Ontology annotation, cellular component: proton-transporting V-type ATPase, V1 domain; fungal-type vacuole membrane.
GGGAGAAUUCGCAAGCUUCUCGGAACGAAUUCCUAUUCUCAUCGAAGCCCGCUGUCAACAUCCCACCUCUGCUCUCAUCAUGGCGGCCGCGGCCAAGGACAGACAGUUCCUUGCUGUCAUUGGAGAUGAAGACUCCGUAACUGGUCUCCUCCUUGCGGGCAUCGGCCAUGUCACCGAUGGUCCAGACGCCCAGCGAAAUUUUCUUGUGGUAGACUCUAAGACCGAAACCUCCACGAUUGAGAAAGCGUUCGAGAGCUUCACCCAGGAACGGAAGGAUAUUGCUGUGCUCCUUAUCAACCAACACGUCGCAGAACGUAUCCGCCAUAGCGUCGAUUCCUAUUCCGCAGCAUUUCCGGCCGUACUCGAGAUCCCAAGCAAAGACCACCCAUACGACCCUGAAAAGGACAGUGUAUUGAAGCGUGUGAGACGGUUGUUUGGAGAAUAGAUCGAAAGCGUCUGACUGCUUGUUCUUCGUUGUUAUUCUUGGGGCAAGGAUACUCAACAGCCAAGGUGGUAUAGCAUACUAUGGUCUAUCAUGUUUAGGAGAUGCUAUUCCUAGUACCUACUACUAGGAUGGCAACCUGGGAAUAACUGAGCUAC